Messenger RNA from Solenopsis invicta (red fire ant), 3485 nucleotides. RefSeq names its product ubiquitin carboxyl-terminal hydrolase 45 (gene Usp16-45). NCBI's taxonomy places the organism in Eukaryota, Metazoa, Arthropoda, Insecta, Hymenoptera, Formicidae. The coding region runs from base 167 to 2908 and encodes 913 amino acids. The transcript has 13 exons. Gene Ontology annotation, molecular function: cysteine-type endopeptidase activity; cysteine-type deubiquitinase activity; zinc ion binding. Gene Ontology annotation, biological process: protein deubiquitination. Gene Ontology annotation, cellular component: cytosol; nucleus. The record is from RefSeq and is a predicted model, not a curated record.
AUGGCAUGUAUUCUUUGUGCACUCGCGCGCGGACGGACAGAGUUUCCACAUGUUUUUUUUACGUACGCAAACGUCAGGUUUUAGCUGACACACCAGGGUAUCUCUAGCGCGGCGAAAACGGACGCACUCACGCGACGACGAGAACGUCCACGGAUAGUGCGGCGAGAUGAGUAAAAAGCGCAACAGGCAACCGGAUGCGAAUCCCGACGUUAGUGAGGCCUCCACAGAGUCUUGUGAGGAGGCGAGCGCAGCAGGUGCAAAAUGUCCGCAUAUAGCAAAGGCCAUCAAUCUAAACAAAGUGAAGAAGAAUCUAAAGAAGACUGGCAUAUUAAGCGAAUGUUCCAUGUGCAAAAAACUAGAGAUGGAUCUCAAGAUGGCCGAGGAGUGUGACGUUUUGAAGCCACUGUGGAUUUGCCUGCAAUGUGGAGAGCAAGGCUGUGGCAAAGAACAAAAGCAACACGCUGUUGAGCACUACAGAAAGCCUCACAGUGACUGUCAUUGCAUGGUGACGGAUUCUCAUCAUUGGAGCGUUUGGUGCUAUCAGUGUGAAAUUGAAGUUCAUGCCAACAGUAGAAAAAAGCUGCUGGAAACUGUAGAGUUUGUCAAAAAGUGUGUCAAUAUUCCACAAAUAUCUCAACAACCAAAAAUGCCAGCGAUUCAGUGCCAAAAAGAGAUGAUAGUUGAUGUACAGGAGAAGGAGAAGCAUAAAAUGUUAAACAAUCUUCCUAAAGUCGGGGGUUUAGCAAAUCUAGGAAAUACCUGUUUCUUCAAUGCCGUACUUCAGUGUCUAGCGCAGACACCUUAUUUGGUGAAGGUGCUGGAGGAUCUACGUUUGCCCGGGAAGAAAUUUGUCUUCCCCGGUGGUAAACACAAACCUAUUGAUGCUGAAGAGGAAGUAGAACUGCCACCAAUCGAGGGGACCUUGGAGCGAUGGGGCAGUUUCACAUCGAUUCUCUGCGAAACCCUGUCAAAGAUGCAAAACACUAACGGUCAUCAAACUUAUACUCCUUUGAAUCUUCUCUGUAAACUCAGAAAAAAGACAACGCAAUGUGUGGAUGGUGGACAGCAUGAUUCACAUGAGUUUCUUCGACACUUGUUGGAAAUAGUUCGGAAUGAAGAUCUACGGAGAUAUCAGAGUAUAAUACUGAAGGAGGUCGGACUGAGCGGAAAGACGAAGCCGGAAUGCGUGGAGAAGGGUUUAAAAUCUCGCGUGAAAUUCUACGGCAAUCAGGCUAACAUGCGAUUGUUGGGACCGGAAGCGGUGUUCCGUGGCGUGUUGGUGUCUACCUUGGAAUGUCUGGAUUGCCAUCACUCGUCACAGCGCACUGAGCCAUUUCUAGAUUUAAGUGUACCCGUCACGGCAGACAAGCCGCAGCCUCCACUGUUGAAAAGGAAAAACAGUGAAUUUGAGGACGCCUUCGACAUGAUGAACGUUCAGCAGCGUGACUAUCAAACGUCCGACACACCGUGGAAGCAAUUGAAGAAGGAGAAAAAAGCUGCCAGGAAAAAUCGAAAGAAUAAAAGGCACGAAAAUCAUAAUAAUUCUAACGCAUUAGUGGAUCUGAAUAAUCCCGCGGAAGAAAACAAUGAUAACGUACUGAAGUCAGAGAGCGACGCUGAUGUGGAAGACAACAUUGAGAUAGAUAAUUCUCAUCCGGAGAUCGGAGAAUCUGGUUAUAGUUCAGAGAAGGCAUCCGCCGUCACUACUCCUGUGUCUCCCUCUGAUCGCCAUCAUCGUCAUCAUCCAAAUGACGACUUCAGUAACGCAGUCAGCCUGGAGGACGAUAAUCUAGAUAACAAUCUAGAUCCAGCACAAGUUAGACAUCCAAUGAACAUUAACGCGUUAACUAGCUCUAGUCCAACUGAUGUGUCGAUGACGGACUUGACUCAAAUCAGGAUACCAUUCGAGAAGAUUGACAGAAAUGUUGGUACGGUCAGUUCUGAGAAUGAAGCGUCGGCCGCGGCUUUGACUGGUUCCAUGAUCGUCAACUCCGACGUUACGAGUCCUGAAGUUCCCACCGCGAGUUUAAGUAGUUCUGCCGCUUCUAAGGAGAGUCCCACUAGCCCUAUCAACGACGAGGAAGUCGCAGAAAGAUUGGACGGUGUUGAGACGUGGAUGGCAACUGCUUUAACGAGAUAUGAUCAAAGGAAAUAUAAUAAUGGAACUUCCAAUGGAGACGAUCCCGAAGAGCAGGACACGUAUAAUGAGCUCGGUGAUAUAAUGACGGGAAUGUCCAGGCUGGGAAUCGCUGGGCAUCAGUCGCCUAUCAGGUACACGACUAAGGAAGGCGAGUGUUCCGUGGAGUCGUGUUUGAAUCAAUUCACCGCACUGGAAUUGAUGACAGGAAGUAAUAAAGUCGUAUGCGAAGCGUGCACAGCUCGCGAGAAGAAGAAUCAGGAAGGUACAUCAAAAAUGAUAUGCACUUCAAGUACCAAGCAAUACCUCAUCUCUCAAGUACCCCCAAUAUUGAUAUUGCAUCUAAAGAGGUUUCAAACGCAGAGAGUCGGCUUCCGAAAGGUUGUCAAGCAUGUGUCAUUUCCGAUAUUACUAGACUUAGCACCAGUUUGCACGGAUCACAAGAAACCUCGACUUUAUGCGCUUUACGGGGUUGUCGAGCACAGUGGAACUGUUCAUGGUGGUCACUACGUCGCUUAUGUCAAGACGAGACUGCCAUUAUCAUCAGACGAUCCUCGAUGGAAAUUUCUUCCCAAGGACAAAGAUCUCAAGACAGAUAACGAAUCAAGUAGUUCAGAUUCAGAAGAAGAAGCAUCGGCGAAAGCCGUAUCCGUUGUGGAACCACCACCUGGAAGAUGGUAUUAUGUAUCAGAUUCUCGGGUAUCAGAAGUAGAUGAAAAUACAGUGCUACAAAGUCAAGCGUAUCUGUUGUUUUACGAGAGGAUUCUCUGAUUCGAUAGAACGAAGCAGAAUGAAAAUCAACAUUGCAUUCGUGAGUUGCAUUCGCGAGAUACAUUCACGAUUUUCGAGUGAAAGAAAACAGACUUAUAAUGAAUUUAUUAAUUCUGCAAUUUUUAGCAUCACAUCGCGCGUUAUCAAAUGUAUGAUGUAUGUAACUGAUUCUGUGUACAUUAUAAGAAAUCUGUAAUUAUUAGAAAUAUUGAAAACUUAUUUCUUAUCAAAAGUUGUAUCUUACGGUUGAUUAACGGAUAUAUUAUAAACGAGAAAUAUCCUUUUAUAAAUUUUUGCAAAAGUUUAACUCAAUUGUCAGGUUGAUCAACAAGUUUGUUUCAAAUUUUGCGCGUUUGGCAUGCUAUGGUAAUCAACUAAUGAGAGAGCUCCAGAUAUGUUUUGUGUUUUUGAACAAACUUUUCUGAAAUUGUGAAUACGCCAAGGGAAUUUCGCAGGUCUUUCUAAAUUCAACCAUUUCGACAGAAAUCAGACGGAAAGCUGGAGGACUGGAAGAUUCACUUUCGCCAUGUAAUGCUGUAUGGGAAAUAAAUCUGUUUGGUUUUUCACAAACUUGAAA